Messenger RNA from Bemisia tabaci, 1694 nucleotides. RefSeq names its product retinol-binding protein pinta. Lineage: Eukaryota; Metazoa; Arthropoda; Insecta; Hemiptera; Aleyrodidae. Gene Ontology annotation, molecular function: phosphatidylinositol bisphosphate binding. The record is from RefSeq and is a predicted model, not a curated record. Gene Ontology annotation, cellular component: membrane.
UUACGGAGCUUAACCGCGACCGCGCCUCGCGGAGUCAGUGCCACCUCCAGUUGUCGCUCAAGCGCCACGCCAAUCCACAGUGUACCACAGUGCGUAAACGUGCUCCCAACGUAAACAAAUUAAUUCACAAAACAAAAUUGGAAAUACUUUCAAUCACAAUACACUGGCAAAAGUUUGGGCCCAUUCAUCCGACUGAGAUUCUAGGAUUAGAAAUUUAGAAAUAUGGAGCUGGAGAAGUGGUACAAAGUAUCGAAAGAGGAGGAGUUCAAGAAGAAUCCUCAACUGGAUCAAAAUGACAUCGACACGAUAAGAGAAUGGAUGGCAAAACAACAGUACUUCCCUGAAAUCCCAGAUCACCAAAUCAUUUUGUUCUUGCGAGCAAACCACUUCAGCGUUGAAAGGACGAAGGAAAAUAUUGAAAAUUAUUUCACGAUGAGGACUAUUUACACCAACUUUUUCAGCGAACGCAUAUAUUCCAGUGAAGCAAUGAAGACUGCGAGGGAAGUGAUCCACACGGCCUUUUUGGAGGGAACCGACGAUGAUGGAAACCGAGUUUUCUGGUGCUCGCUCCGAGACCCUAACCCAGCACUCUACAACCCGGUCCACUGCUCAAGAUACUUAACGAUGAUUUUCGACGCCGAUCAACUAGAGAAGGGCUCCGUCAAAGGCUACUCAGUUGUCAUGGAUUCCACCGGAUUUGUCUUCGGACAUGGCAUCAAGUGGAAUUUAGGUCUUGUCAAACAGAACGUAGCUUACAAUCAGGAUGGGUCAAACUUACCGAUUCUGCGGGUAUACUUCAUCAACACUAACUCGGUAGUUGAGAACUUGGUGAAUAUGGCCAAGAAAAUUAUGUCACCUGAACUUGCUAAAAAGGUUUAUGUGAUUUCAACUAAGAACUACUCCAAAAUAUUUGAUACAAUUCCUAAGAAAAUCGUUCCUUCGGAUUGCGGAGGAGACUGUGGAAAAACGAAAGAGGAGCUGAGCCAGGAAACACACAAAGUAGUAAACAAGUAUGCAGACUAUUUCGUAAUUGAAGAGAAACUUCGUGUGAAUGACCUUAAACGAGCUCAAAAGUCAAAAUUUGCUAACGAUGUUGAAGGAAUACAGGGGUCGUUUAAGAAAUUAGACUUGGAUUGAUUUAAUUUAAUGCAAUACUACUGUAAAUUGAGUUAUGGGUUUUGUUGCUAUUUUUUAGGGAAUAGCAGCAAAACGAGUGACCAAGGGGUUCCUAUUCUUUUUAAAAUGGGAGCUGAACUUCAAGACUGCAACAUUCGCUUGUAGUUUUUGCUAGACAUUCAAUGAAAAAUUUUAGCCCUGUAAAUGAAUGCAACUUAAGUUAUUGAGACUAAUUAUUUAUACUUAGAUACUCAAAUUUUUAUGCUUGAUCCCUUUAAACUUUCAACCACUACCUAAGAGCAAAAAAUAAGAGAUGCUCAAAAGCUUUGAACGCUGGACAUAUGGUCCAGAUCUGAUACAAAGAGACUAGUACGACACUUACCAGGAGAAAUGUGCCUUACUAUAAAUUUUAAGUGAGGGUUAUACAUCUUUGACAACUAUUCCAAUUCACCAAAAAUAAAGUAGUAUCUAGAUAUUUUCUAUUUUUUCUUUCAUUUUUUAUGGAAAUUAGGGUAAAUCUUGACAUGAAUUUGUAAAUAGGUACUUUGUUUUUUGUAAUAAAUUGUUUUUUCCGAUAA